This is a messenger RNA of Staurois parvus, 714 nucleotides long. The record is from the annotation of a GenBank genome assembly. NCBI's taxonomy places the organism in Eukaryota, Metazoa, Chordata, Amphibia, Anura, Ranidae.
UGGACUCCGGGCAGAGGCACAUCGGGCUGGACUCCGGGCAGAGGCACAUCGGGCUGGACUCCGGGCAGAGGCACAUCGGAUUACCAGGAGGGGCGACAGGCAUCGGGCCCCCAGGCGGGGCGACAGGCAUCGGGCCCCCAGGAGGGGCGACAGGCAUCGGGCCCCCAGGAGGGGCGACAGGCAUCGGGCCCCCAGGCGGGGCGACAGGCAUCGGGCCCCCAGGCGGGGCGACAGGCAUCAAGCCCCCAGGCGGAGCGGCGGGCGCCGGGCCCCCAGGCGGAGCGACAGGUCUCGGGCCCCCAGGCGGAGCGGCGGGCGCCGGACCCCCAGGCGGAGCGACAGGUCUCGGGCCCCCAGGCGGAGCGGCGGGCGCCGGACCCCCAGGCGGAGCGACAGGUCUCAGGCCCCCAGGCGGAGCGGCGGGGGCGCCGGACCCCCAGGCGGAGCGACAGGUCUCUCGGGCCCCCAGGCGGAGCGGCGGGCACCGAGUCACCAGGCACGACAGUGGGCACCGAGUCGUCUGGCAAGACUGCGGGCACCGAGUCGUCUGGCAAGACUGCGGGCACCGAGUCAUCUGGCAAGACUGCGGGCACCGAGUCAUCUGGCAAGACUGCGGGCACCGAGUCAUCUGGCAAGACUGCGGGCACCGAGUCAACUGGCGGAACAGCGGGCACCGAGUCGUCUGGCAAGACUGCGGGCACCGAGUCGUCUGGC